GUCAGUCUUGAGUCUUGCCUUGCUUGUUGCUUGCUUGAUUUGAAAGUCAGGUACUCAGUUUGGAUUUACAAUUGUGCAAUUUCACUAAACAGUAUUCUACCAAACACGUUUUUAGCGUUAAGUUAUGUGUUCAGUAGAGUAUUUAGCUAUCUCGUUUUAAAAAGGUUGAUAAAUGUCUAUCAUUAGUUCAAGGAAAUCCAGUCUUUCAGCUCGAAGCAGUAAGGAUAAGUCUUCUCGUAGAUCAGUCAGAUUUCAACUGAACUAUAACCUGAAAACUGUCUUAGGCGAUGAAACGGAACACCAAAGUUACAGAGAACUUGUGUGCUACAUAAGAGAUGCUGGCUUAGAAAUACAAGAUGAAGACAUUCUACAGAUACUAAAUGAAGCUAGAGGGUGCAUCAAUAUCUUGGACAAGUCUCACAAUCUUUUUGUUCAAGUUUUAUUGGUUACCAAAUGGGCCCACCGAAGCAGUGCAGUUGCCGAAGCAUAUAAGAGCUUUGUUGUCGACUUGUGUUCAGCUCACAACUAUUACACAAAGUUUGCAAUAGAGCAAUUGGUGUCCAACUUCAAACCAGUUGGAGAACAUUUGGAGUGGGAGAAGGGUCGUCCGUGUGAAUCAGAAGAAGUUGUUUUCCAGAGGAUACAUUCUGUGAUCAAGGUUCUCUUACAAGUUAUACCUAUGAGCGUGGAGUUGCUGGUCUCUAGUGUUUCGGCAAGUUUUCCCUACACCCGUUGCAAAGACGCUAAUGAACAUGUUGCCUACAUCUCCAAUGUUCUGAGGAUACUAGACUACAAAGCUGAGCUUAGACAACAAUUUCUCUCCCUAAUUGUAACCAAACUGUUACAGCUAGAUGUAAAUUCACCAAGAUCAGACUUAGAAGAGAAAGAUGAAGAAGAAACACAAAUGUUUUCGUUAGAAGAUUCAGCAUCAGCAAGCAAUCCCAUAGCUGAUGCCUUAGAUCUCAGUUUGGGAGUGAUGUUUGAGUAUAUCCACAUUCAAUGCCAUCCUGAUGGUAAAACAAUCUGUUGGCAAAGGACUAAAGCACUUUACACAGAUAUUCUGGCAGUGUUUGACAAAGUUAUUCUCCCUACUCAUGCGUCACAUCAUGUUCAAUUCUUAAUAUUUUUUUUGUUGAGUUUCAAAAACAAUUUGUUACUCUGGUUCUUGCAGUAUUUAUGGCGGAAAGUGAUAGAUCCAAACGUAUUUCAUGUGAUCCGACAAGCUGCAAUUGGAUACAUAGCUAGUUUACUGUCAAGAGCAAAAUAUGUUCCAAUCAGUGCAGUGAAAGACACGUUGACUCAGCUGAGUUCUUGGAUCCACGGAUACAUAUCCAACUGUGAUGCACAGACCAGUUGUGACCCAAGAAUUCAUUCUGUUUUCUACUCAGCCUGCCAAGCGCUUUUCUAUCUUAUAGCUUUCAGGCACAAGGAGAUUGUGCUGAAUAGUCCAAAAGGGUUGCAGUUCCUCCAAGGUUUAAACCUAGCCAAGGUUGUGUCUAGCCAGUUGAACCCUUUGAGAGUCUGUCUACCAGCUGUGACUAACAACUUUGCCUCAGUAGCCAGGCACUAUCAGCUCGUCUACUGCUAUACAGUCAUAGAACACAACAGGCGCAACACCAUCCCUGUGGUGUACCAAGACUCCACCUCGUCUGAGCAUGUCUACCUCGACACUUUCUUCCCUUUUGAUCCGUAUCUGCUCACCAGAACAAAGAAGUAUGUGUCAGAGUGGUACAGGGAGUAUGACAACUCACUCCCAGAGGAGCAGCUGGUCAAAGAGGGCAGUGGGGAGGGCGAAGAUGAAGACGACUUCCUCAUGGAACAAUCUCCUGUCAACAGUCUUCAGUUUAGCUACGGCACUUCACCUGGCUUCAAAAUGUGAUUAUUUAUUGUUAAUUUUGUUUAAAUUAAUAAAUCAAAAAAAUUUUAUGUUGGA
This is a messenger RNA of Macrosteles quadrilineatus (aster leafhopper), 1933 nucleotides long. RefSeq names its product RNA polymerase I-specific transcription initiation factor RRN3 (gene Tif-IA). The record is from RefSeq and is a predicted model, not a curated record. Gene Ontology annotation, biological process: transcription initiation at RNA polymerase I promoter. The transcript has 10 exons. Gene Ontology annotation, molecular function: RNA polymerase I core binding; RNA polymerase I general transcription initiation factor activity. Bases 173 to 1879 code for a protein of 568 amino acids. Gene Ontology annotation, cellular component: nucleus. NCBI's taxonomy places the organism in Eukaryota, Metazoa, Arthropoda, Insecta, Hemiptera, Cicadellidae.